UGGCUUGAGAUGAGUUCCCUGUCAUGACUUGUAACAGAUAAACCUUGCUUUUGCAUUCUGGUAUGCUCAUCCUUGGUGGUCUCUCCAGGGGUUACGAUCUGGGCACAACAGUACCACAGCUUGUGAGACAUUAUAAUAAAUCCACUUUCUACAUAUAUGGAGAGACUCAUUCUACCAGUCUUGUUCAUGUAGAGAACCUUAAAUAAUGCAGCUGGUUUUUGUUUUUGUUUUUGUUUUUAACUUGCUCACUGAGGAAGACAUGUUGGCUAACAGUAGUGCUCGUAAAGACAUUUUCCUAGCUCCAUUAUUCUCUAAGUACUCAACUUUUAUGAAGCCUACUCUUUUUAUUAUUAUUCAUUUGCCAAGAGUUUGCUCUGAAUUUCAGGAAUAAAACUCCUAAAGCAAUGGAGCCAUCCAUCCAGCCUUCUGAUUGGAGAAAGACCUAUUAUCUUGUUUGAGAUCUGGUUCCUGCUUUUCUUUCCUGGUUGUAUGAAGACCCUGUGACAACCAGUUAAAAAGUACCUGCAGUUCAUCUGAUCUCAAUGUGAAACCACAGAACAAACAUUUCCUUUUGUGUCCUUAAAUCUCUUUUUAAUUGUUAAUAUUCUGGGCACCCUUCCACCUUUGGGACAGGGAAUCAUAGCAUAGUAUAGUGGGCUGUGCAAACUAGCUAGUUAGCUACAUUGUGCCCAGGAGGAAAAAGGGGACGUGCUUAUGGAGUGCAGGCAGAUGGCAGGGCCUGCUGCUAUUGGAGCCAGGGGCAAGUACUAUUGAAAUGCGUAUCUCUGUUGAUCUGGAAAAGGUCUUUGUGGUGGAAGUCAGAGUCAGGAACCAUUGUGCUGUGUCUUUAAGUACACUGUAACUCUAUGGGAGGUGCUCUUGUCACUCAGGCCUCACUAGCCAAUCAGGCCCUGUAGGUGACCCGCCAGUCAGAUGUGGUGCAGGGCUCUUCCGGGGGCCGGGCUUCAGACUUGGCUUUGAAGAGGAGCUGGCGCAGGUGAGUUUGUGUGCUGUUCUACCAUUGCUGCUGCAAGGAGCUGAGCACAGAGCUUGGACAAGUUGGGAAACCACGACAUGAAUGCAGUGACCUAUGAUGAUGUGCAUGUUGAUUUCACUUGGGAAGAGUGGACUUUGCUGGGUCUUUCCCAGAAGAAUCUCUACAAAGAUGUGAUGCUGGAGACCUACAUGAACCUCACUACUAUAGGAUACAGUUGGGAAGACCCUAAUAUUAAAGAACAUUGUCAAAGUUCUAGAGGACAUCAAAGGCAUAAUGGAAGUCAAAGUAGAGAGAAACCUGUAUAUACUCAAUGUGUUAAAGCCUUUGCAUCUGAGAGUCAUCUUCACAGUCAUGAAAAAAUAUGUACUGUAGAGAUACCCUAUGAAUGUAAUCAGUGUGGUAAAGCCUUUGCAUAUCAAAGUCAUCUUCAAAAGCAUAAAAGAACACAUACUGGAGAGAAACCCUAUGAAUGUAAUCAAUGUGGUAAAGCUUUUGCUCAUCAGAGUACUCUUCAAAGGCAUAAAAGAACACAUACUGGAGAGAAACCCUAUGAAUGUAAUCAAUGUGGUAAAGCCUUUGCUCAUCAGAGUACUCUUCAAAGGCAUAAAAGAACACAUACUGGAGAGAAACCUUAUGAAUGUAAUCAGUGUGGUAAAGCCUUUGCAUUUAACAAUUAUCUUCAAAAGCAUAAGCGAACACAUACUGGAGAGAAACCUUAUAAAUGUAUUCAGUGUGGUAAAGCCUUUGCUCAUCAAAGUAAUCUUCAAAUGCAUAAAAGAACACAUACUGGAGAGAAACCCUAUGAAUGUAACCAGUGUGGUAAAGCCUUUACUCAACGCGGUCAUCUUCAAAUACAUAAAAGAACACAUAUUGGAGAGAAACCCUAUGAAUGUAAUCAGUGUGGUAAAGCCUUUGCUGAGCAUAGUACUCUUCGAAUGCACAAAAGAACACAUACUGGAGAGAAACCUUAUGAAUGUAAUCAGUGUAAAAAAGCCUUAGCAUAUAAAAGUCAUCUUCAAUUGCAUAAAAGAAAACAUACUGGAGAGAAGCCAUAUGGAUGUAAUCAGUGUCAUAAAGCCUUUGCAUGUAAGAGUACUCUUCAAAUGCAUAAAAGAGUACAUACUGGAGAUAAACCCUAUGAAUGUAAUCAAUGUGGUAAAGCCUUUGCUCAUCACAGUAGUCUUCAAAUGCAUAAAAGAACACAUACUGGAGAGAAACCACAUGGAUGUAAUCAAUGUGGUAAAGCCUUUACACGUAAUAGUACUCUUCAAAUACAUAAAAGAAUGCAUACUGGGGAGAAACCCUUUGAAUGUAAUCAAUGUGGUAAAGCCUUUGCAAAUCACAAUAGUCUUAAAUUACAUAGAAGAAUACAUACUGGAGAUAAACCCUAUGAAUGCAGUCAAUGUGGUAAAGCCUUUGCACGUUACAGUAAUCUUCUAAAGCAUAAACGAACACAUACUGGAGAGAAACCCUAUGAAUGUAAUCAGUGUGGUAAAGCCUUUGCAUGUACCAGUAAUCUUCGAUAUCAUGAGAAAAAAGCAUACUGUAGUGGAACCCUAUAAAUGUAGUCAGUGUGGUAAAGUUUUAUACUUUGAUUAUACAGGAGUAAAACUUUGUGUGCCAUCUGUUAAAACCUUUGCAUAUUACAAUAGUCUUCGAGUACCUGAAAAAGAUACUGAGGGCUUCUUAUUAUAAAGUAUUUGGUAGGAUCUUUAGCCAACACACUUAAAUCAUUUAAACAACAGUAUUGUGUAGAUAAAAAUGUUGACAGUGUCAACCAUCUGUUCACACAUUUUGAUGUCCAUUUUUAUAUUGUUUGCACCAGCUAACUCAUGGGAAAAAUGAAUUUAUGAAUUUAUGAAGCCCUAUGUGUAGGGUAAAGGGGCCAGCCAAAGAAACAUACCCUGACCCUAAAACCAGAGUCAAAGAAACACUUUGUCCCUGAAAUCAGAGCCAAAGAAACACAUCUACCCUUGACCAACUGAGCACAAAACCAACCAGUCUCUGAGCUUGAAACCAACCAAUACAUGAGCAUGAAAUUCAGCCAAUCUCCAAACUUGUUCAUGCUCAGGGAUUAAAAUCUGACCAAUUCCUGCCCUGAAAAUAUGCCUGGAAAACUGCACCUCUAAGAAUCUUGUUCAAUUGGCAGCUUCCCUUUUCUACCCUGGCAGAGCCACUGCCCUGUAUACGUCCCUCCAAAAUAAAUGUCUUGAAUGAG
Molecule: messenger RNA, 3215 nt
Organism: Peromyscus maniculatus bairdii (prairie deer mouse)
Lineage: Eukaryota; Metazoa; Chordata; Mammalia; Rodentia; Cricetidae
Biological process (GO): regulation of transcription by RNA polymerase II
Molecular function (GO): DNA-binding transcription factor activity; RNA polymerase II cis-regulatory region sequence-specific DNA binding
Source: RefSeq, a predicted model, not a curated record